Blepharisma stoltei is the source of this 1809-nucleotide messenger RNA. Lineage: Eukaryota; Ciliophora; Heterotrichea; Heterotrichida; Blepharismidae. The record is from the annotation of a GenBank genome assembly.
AUGGCAUCAGAAGAAGCAAAAUUAUAUGGAAAUUUCCCCCUGCCCCCAAUUUCAAGCAGAAAUAAUCAUUCAAGUUAUUCCUUCAAUAUGAGCAGCGAGCAGCACAUUAUAAUUGAAGAUGAAAAAGAAGACAACGAAAUAUACCAUCCAAGACCUUUAGAAUUUGAUUUGUGAAAUGGAAUUGAUGAAAUCAUCAUCUCAGAAGAAGAUGUAAGGUUCCAAGAAAUGAAUGGCUUUUUUGGGUUUGAUGGAGACGAGGAAAUUAAAGAAGAAAUCCAAGUCGAAAUUAGCGUGCUCAGUGGUAUAAGUGAAGAUGUCAAAAAUUUUUCUAGCAGCGUAUCAAAUAAUUUGCACUCAAGCACUGUUCGUGAUGAGCGCUGGAUGUGUCCUGUUUGCUUACCCACAAUUAUUCUUGAUAGAAAUUCUAUGAAAAUUUACUAAAAUGGAAAUUUACCCUAUCUUGAUUGAAAGAUAUAGAUAUUCUCAAGCACCCUACCUCAAAUUUAACUACCUAUCUUUGAUAGUAAUAAAUAUUAAAGAUUAUCCUUUAUAAUCAAUCCUGUGCAAUUUUAUAUUUUUGUUAUAUAUGCAUACUCUAUAGUUAAUAAUGCAUAAAAUAUUUUAUUUAAAAAAAAUUAAAAUAAAAUUUAUGAUUAAUAAAAAAUGAUAUUAAUCAGGUCAAACUAUAAGAUUGCUGGAGAACUAGAAUUAUUAGAAGACCCAGUGGAAACUCCAUGCUGUCAUAAUCUUUUUUGCGAAAAAUGUGUAAUUAAUAUCAGAAAAUGCCCAUUAUGCAGCCAAAAUCUGGGGCAGUGCCAGCCUAAUAUUCCUAUAAGAAGACUUAUGGAAGACUUAGCUGUAAAAUGCAGACAUGCAAGAUGUGAAGUCAUUAUUAGAAAAGCUGAUUUAAUUAAUCAUGAAAAAACAUGUGAAAUGGCCCUUGUUCCUUGUCAAAAUAGCUUUUUGUGUGGCGAAGUGUUGAGAAAAGACAUAGAAAAGCAUUUAAAAGAUGAAUGCUCGUACCGGCCAGUGCUAUGUUCUUUAGAAUGUGGAAAAAUACUACCGUAUUCUGACAUUGAAAAACAUAUAGAAGAGGAAUGCUUAAAUUUUAUCAUAAAUUGUCCUCAAAAAUGCGGGACACUAAUUCAAAGAGGCGAAACUGACAUGCAUAUUUCUCAGGUUUGCCCUUACACAUACAUAAAAUGUAACCUUAUUGACACAGAUAGCCAAUCUUGUACUGUAAUUUGUAUGAGAGAAGAGCUAGAGGAUCAUCGUUUAAUCUGCGAAUUCAAAAAAUCCCAGUGUCCUAACAGCGGCUGCUACGAAAAAUUUUCAAAAAGACUAUUCCUCAGCCACAACAAUAUUUGCCGGUUUAAACAAAUCCAUUGUCCUAACAAUUGCCAAGAGCUUAUAUUAAGAAAAGAUAUAGAUAAUCAUUCAAUUUUAUGCCCUUUAAAAAUUAUUGAGUGUCCUUAUAAGGAGUUUGGCUGCACUGUAAAAAUUGAAAGGAAAAUCCUAAAGGAGCAUCUUGAAGAUGAAGCUGUUUAUCAUAGUCUCAAAAUGGUAGAAGGGUGCAAAGAAAAUAAAUUGGCUAUUGAAAAAAUGCAGUUGGAGUUUCAAGUGAUGAAAGAAAUGUUUAAACAAGAACUCUUGAAGAUUGGGGAUGAAAUGAAUAUAAUUAGGUGCCAAAGGAGAGAGAACGAAAGGGCUAGAAUUGAAUGAUAUGAUGAAGAGCCUGAAGGACUGGUGGGAGGGAAUAAUAAAGUGCUGAAUUCUUUUGAUGACUUUUUGAGGAUGCUAGAAAGAUAG